This is a messenger RNA of Photinus pyralis (common eastern firefly), 1138 nucleotides long. RefSeq names its product protein Aster-B-like. Gene Ontology annotation, biological process: intracellular sterol transport. The coding region runs from base 33 to 809 and encodes 258 amino acids. The record is from RefSeq and is a predicted model, not a curated record. Lineage: Eukaryota; Metazoa; Arthropoda; Insecta; Coleoptera; Lampyridae. The transcript is spliced from 5 exons. Gene Ontology annotation, molecular function: sterol binding; sterol transfer activity. Gene Ontology annotation, cellular component: plasma membrane; endoplasmic reticulum membrane; endoplasmic reticulum-plasma membrane contact site.
AUCUGUUAUCAAUUAAAAUUUUUUUACAGGUUAUGCUUCCAUGCAGUAAAGCUGGAACUUUGUACGCUAUCGAUAUUGAAUCAGUCAACGGUGGAAUUCCUUAUGCAGAUACGUUUUCAGUGUCCAUCCACUACUGUCUGAAGCGAGUAUCAGAAUCACAGACUUCCCUACUUGUUUGCGCACAAAUUAAAUAUAAGAAAACAGUUUGGGGAUUGGUAAAAGGUUUCAUAGAGAAGAAUUGCUGGCAAGGGCUUGAAGAUUAUUUCAAAUCGCUUAGUAAAGCUCUAUACACAGAAAGUGAAGAGAUCAUACCUACUUUGAAACGGAAGUCGAGAAGACGAAGAUUGGUACGUGCCAUACCAAGGUCGGACGCUGAAAUUGUUCAUCCUGCAAUUAGUGCUCGUUCUAGUGUUAAGGUGUCAUCUAGUGGUAUAUUUUCCUCAGAUUUAGCAACGUUAAUAGUCUUUGGUGUACUUAUUUUGUUAGUAGUCUUAAAUGUGAUGCUGUAUUACAAAUUAUGGUUGUUGGAGGAUAUGCCACCGUACACAUUAUUAGAUUUACACGUUUUAAAAGAUCCACCAACAUCCCACGAUGAAUGGAUAAAAUUACUACAAAAACAAGAAACUCUUCAUUCCCUUGAAAUGCAAAGGUGGCAGAAAGUAUUAAAAACUUCCAUACAAUUAUUGAAACAGAUUGAGGAGUCAUUAAAUGAACUUCAACAUUCUAUACAUCCAACAUACACGAGUAAGAUAAUGUCUAUUAUACAAAACCAUAAAGAUGCCGUUGAUAAAGUGCAAGAAGAAUUAUAAAAAUGCUGGUCUGCGAUAAUUGUAUUAUAGUUAUUACUACGCACUGUAUUAUUUUAUAAUAUUAUGGUAGCGUAUACCUAUCGUUCCUUUUUACAUUAGUUAAUUUUUAAGUAUAAAAUCUAUGUAAAUAAAAGUUAUUGCUCUUUCUUCUAAAUUAUAAGUGUGCUAAUCUGUUAAUUGCUGCAAUGUCAUGUGGAUUUGCAUAGGCAUGUGCUGCAUUUUUUUACAGAGUUGUGAUAUGCACUUUUAAUGGGUGGGACAGAUAUUCUCCUAGUGGUGCUUUGUAGUUUAGAAAUUAUCAACAAAAUAUAAUUUUUUGUAGAACUCGA